AUGUUGCAAUUUAAUAAGUGUACUGUCGCAUUCGCAUUGGCAACGUCUGUAAUGGCUUUGGAAUGUGUGGAUGGACCCGAUAAAAAAAAGCUACGACGCAGGAUUCGAACAAGGGCAACUGCAAUUCGAUGCAGCAUGGUCAUGCGUGAACAACAGGUGUUCAGCGGUGCAGGAUAUGUACGAUCAGGUAAAGGCAGCAGGACCAGGAAAAUCAGCACCACCGUGUCAAGUGGAGGGGUUCGCACUCGAAGACUGGGGCACGAGAAGAAUGUCCAGAGACUCCUGAAGGUUGUUCAAAUGUAG
Sphaeroforma arctica JP610 is the source of this 303-nucleotide messenger RNA. RefSeq lists its product as hypothetical. Lineage: Eukaryota; Ichthyosporea; Ichthyophonida. Bases 1 to 303 code for a protein of 100 amino acids. The record is from RefSeq and is a predicted model, not a curated record. The transcript has a single exon.